Diuraphis noxia (Russian wheat aphid) is the source of this 839-nucleotide messenger RNA. RefSeq names its product ABC transporter G family member 23-like. Gene Ontology annotation, cellular component: membrane. Lineage: Eukaryota; Metazoa; Arthropoda; Insecta; Hemiptera; Aphididae. The record is from RefSeq and is a predicted model, not a curated record. Gene Ontology annotation, molecular function: ATP hydrolysis activity; ATP binding; ABC-type transporter activity.
GUGGGAUUUAUGCGAAAUGGUGUAAUAGUUGGCGAAGACUCACCUWAUACCUUGAUAUUGAAACAAAACUCRUUAACAUUGGAAGAAGCAUUUUUAUCACUUUGUUGUAUACAAGAAAGUGAGAAAAUUUCCAAUAAAAAAUCUAAACAGGAAUAUUCAGUGGUUCUACCAUUUAGUAAGAAUCGAUUAAAAAACAGUUUCUCUUGGAGAAGAUUUCGAGCUCUAACAUAUAAAAAUGCAGCAGUUUUAUACAAAGACCAUACAUUUUUAUUCUUUACAUUUGUUUUACCUCUGGUUCAAACUAUUGUGUAUAAUUUAUGUGUUGGACAUAACAUUCAAAAUGUAAAGUUGGGAGUGGUUAAUGAUGAAAUAAAAAACUGUAGCUCUGAUUUAUAUCAGCGAAAAUGUUUUUUAAAUGACCCAAAUAAUACAAAAUUGAGUUGUAUGUUUAUUGACCAUUUAAGAGCAUCCAAUAAUUAUUUGAUCUACUUCCCAAAUCUGAAGUCUGGUAAUGACGCAUUAAAUUCCAAUUUUAUAUGGGGUUUAAUUUACUUCACUUCAAACUAUACAUUGACUUUGAAAAAUCGUCUCAAUAUCUUUGUCAAUAGUUAUGAUAUAGACUUUAGCUCAGUGCAAAUCACGUUAGAUUCAACCAAUUACAUCAUGAAAUUAAAAAUAAAGGACGAUAUAACUUCAACGUUUGUGAAAACAUUAAAAGAAGCAACUAAGUAUUGUAAUAUAAGUGAAAAACCAUAUUCUUACCCAAUUUCAAUUCAAAGUAUAGGAAACGUUAAAGUCACUGAAUUUAUUCAUUCAGCUUCUCCAGGAUUUAUAGUUUU